Messenger RNA from Diabrotica virgifera virgifera (western corn rootworm), 3435 nucleotides. Its product is annotated as gastrula zinc finger protein XlCGF57.1. The record is from RefSeq and is a predicted model, not a curated record. Bases 125 to 2035 code for a protein of 636 amino acids. NCBI's taxonomy places the organism in Eukaryota, Metazoa, Arthropoda, Insecta, Coleoptera, Chrysomelidae. The transcript has 2 exons.
ACAUAGUAACAUAGAUUACAACAACUCUUCUAUGGAUUACAACAUAAACAUGAACUCAUGAACAUAACAUUUGAUUUUUGAUUUAACAUAUUUAACUGAAAUAUAGAAAUAUAAAAAUAACAUCAUGUUUAAUCAAACUGAAGUAAAAGAAGUUAGUGAGACGACUUGCAAAGAAGAAAUAGAUAAGGAAGUAGAGGAUACCUGUAAAGUUGAAAUUAAGGAGGAACUUAUCACUGAAAGUGCAAAUGAUACAUUUGAGUAUUUAGACGUUAAGAAAUGCCAUAUAAAAGCCGAAAUAGAACAAGAUGAUGGUGUCUCUUGUGAAGAUAUGAAAACUGAUGCCAGUAGUCUAUUAUUAGAGGAUCAUGAUAGAAGUGACAUUAAUUUGAACCAAUAUAUAACUUCCACUACCAAUGUGAAUGGAGGACAACGUUUUAUAUGUAUCAUUUGUCAGAAACCAUUGUCAAACAACUAUCAUUUAGAACUACAUAUGAAGAGACACACUGGGGGAAAACCUUACCAGUGUGAAAUUUGCACCAAACAGUUUUCAGCAAAGCCUACUUUAAAAUCACAUAUGACAGUGCAUACUGGUGAAAAACCAUUUGAAUGUGAAAUUUGCAACAAACAAUUUUCAAAGAAGAUAUAUUUAAAAACGCAUAUAAGAGUUCAUACUGGUGAAAAACCAUUUAAAUGUGAAAUUUGUACCAAGCAGUUGUCAACGAAACAAGCUUUACAAUGGCAUAUGAAAUUGCAUACUGAUAAAGAACCAUUUAAAAGUGAAAUUUACACCAAACAAUAUUCAACAAGGUUUAAUUUAAAAACACAUAUGGCAGUGGAUACUGAUAAAAAACCUUUUGAAUGUGAAAUUUGCACCAAAAAGUGUUCAACGAAAACACAAUUAAACACGCAUAUGAGAGUUCAUACUGGUGAGAAACCAUUUGUAUGUGAAAUUUGUACCAAACAGUUUUCAACGAAUCAAGUUUUACAAUGGCAUUUGAAAUUGCAUACUGAUGAAGAACCAUUUAAAUGUGGGAUUUGCACCAAACAGUUUUCAAGUAAAAUAUAUUUAAAAAAGCAUAUGAGAGUUCAUACUGGUGAAAAACCAUUUGAAUGUAUAAUUUGUACCAAACAGUUUUCAACGAAACAAGUUUUACAGUGGCAUUUGAAAUUGCAUACUGGUGAAAAACCAUUUGAAUGCGAAAUUUGCACCAAACAGUUUCCAGCAAAGCAUACUUUACAAUCACAUAUGACAAUGCAUACCAGUGAAAAACCAUUUGAAUGUGAAAUUUGCACUAAACGGUUUUCAAGAAAAAUAUAUUUAAAAACGCAUAUGAGAGUGCAUACUGGCGAAAAACCAUUUUUAUGUGAAAUUUGCACCAAACAGUUUUCAAGUGAAUUACAAUUAAAUACACAUAUGAGAGUUCAUACAGGUGAAAAACCAUUUGCAUGUCAAAUAUGUACCAAACAGUUGUCAACAAAACAAGCUUUACAAUGGCAUUUGAAAUUGCAUACUGGUGAAAAUCUAUUUGAAUGCGAAAUUUGCACCAAACAGUUUCCAGCAAAGCAUACUUUACAGUUACAUAUGAUAAUGCAUACGGAUGAAAAACCAUUUGAAUGUGAAAUUUGUACUAAACAGUUUUCAAGAAAAAUAUAUUUAAAAAAGCAUAUGAGCGUUCAUACUGGUGAAAAAACAUUUAAAUGUGAAAUUUGUACAAAACAAUUCUCAACGAAGCAAGUUUUACAAUGGCAUUUGAAAUCGCAUGCUGGUGAAAAACCAUUUGAAUGCAAAAUUUGCACCAAACAGUUUUCAGCAAAGCAUUCGUUACAAUCACAUAUGACAAUGCAUACUGGUGAAAAACCAUUUGAAUGUAAAAUUUGCACUAAACGGUUUUCAAGAAGAAUAUAUUUAAAAGAGCAUAUGAGAAUUCAUACUGGUGAAAAACCAUUUGAAUGUGAAAUUUGCACCAAAAAGUUUUCAACAAAAACACAAUUAAACUCGCAUAUGAGAGUUCAUACUGGUAAAAAAACCAUUUGAGUGUGAAAUUUGUAUCAAACAGUUUUCAACGAAACAAGGUUUAUAAUGGCAUAUGAAAUUGCAUAAGAAUGUAACAUUGACACCAAACAAUAUUCAACAAAGUUAAAUUUAAAAGCUCAUGACAGUUGAAAAAUCAUUUUAAUGCGAAAUUUGCAAUAACGUAUGCCCCUAAAGUUAUAGGAAAAUUUUAGAUUUAAAAGUAUUAUUGGUAGGAAGCAUUGGAUCAAGUUGCCAUUGGAAACAAAAGUUAGUAAACAACUUGAACGAUAUAAACAAUGUAAGAUUUGGCAAAUACGGUUCGUUAAUAUGUCAUACAAGCUUAAUAUUCUUCAAAGUAUUUAUCGUUUAGUUGGACAUGUACCAAAACGCGAUAUUGGAAAACAUUUUAGUCCUCAAAAUAUGUCUGUUGUCAACGAUUUACCAGACAAUUAAAGAGUGCGAAAAUGGUAUACCAUGCCUUAAUUUGCCCAAAAGUGGAAGACUAACAAUUUUAAUUCCUACUCGGGAACAGAGAUUAAUUCAGAGUAUGGAGAACCAAUUAGGAAAGUCUUUGAGAAAUGUUGGCCGAAGAUAUAAUGUUUCACGAAUAACUGUAAGUAGAACAAUUUCUAGAAAUAAUUUAAAACGAUAUAAAAGAAAAGAAGUUCCUAAGAACACACCAGACCAUUUAGAAGAAAUUCGUAGAUGUUGCCGUGCAUUGAGACGUAUUCAUUUUCCUGGUAAAAUUCUCAUGGAUAAUGAAAAAUAUUUUACUUUAUUCAAUUCCGAAAUGAAGGGCAACGACGGAUUUUAAACAACACCAUUUUCAAGAUGCACCAGACGAAGUUAGGUUUAAGGGAAAAGUGAAAUUUGCCGAUAAAAUUUUGGUAUGGUAUGCCAUCUCAGAAGCUGGUGUUUCACAGCCGUUUGUUGGGCGUGUUAGCGGUGAAGCUCUCAAUGCUGACAUUUACGUUGACAGGUGUCUUACAAAGCUUGUUUAAUUUAUAAAUACUCAUCACCCAAUGAAGAACUCAUAUUUUGGCCCGAUCUAGCGUCAUUUCAUUAUGCCAGGAGUACGACAGAUUGGUUAACUGCUCAAAAUAUAAUUUUGUUCUUAAGUGCGACAACCCUCCACAUGUGCCUCAGGCGAGGCCUAUAGAAGAGUUUUCAGUCGAAUUGUGUAUAAUAAUAGUUGGGAAGUCCAAAAUGAAGAUCCGCUAUGGCGAAGAAUUUUGCAAAAAUUACGUGAGAUCGAUUUAGAAACAGUCCAAAGGCUUAUUGCACAUACAAAACCAAAUUUACGUGCCAUCGAAGAUCACGGACCUCUUUCUAUUCUUUAAAAAUAUAUUAUAAACCUUAGAUAUGUAGACUUAAUUUCCGGUAUUUCGUUAAUAAAAUAAACCUAAUUUGCAACUAGAAAA